Pipra filicauda (Wire-tailed manakin) is the source of this 4705-nucleotide messenger RNA. It is a transcript of the gene SDHAF3, whose product is annotated as succinate dehydrogenase complex assembly factor 3. Gene Ontology annotation, cellular component: mitochondrion; mitochondrial intermembrane space. Lineage: Eukaryota; Metazoa; Chordata; Aves; Passeriformes; Pipridae. The transcript has 2 exons. Bases 8 to 379 code for a protein of 123 amino acids. Gene Ontology annotation, biological process: succinate metabolic process; mitochondrial respiratory chain complex II assembly. The record is from RefSeq and is a predicted model, not a curated record.
CAUCGCCAUGGCCGCGCCGGGCGCCGCGCGGCGCCUCUACCGCCGCAUCCUGCAGCUGCACCGGGCGCUGCCGCCCGCCCUGCGGGACCUGGGCGACCGCUACGUCAAGGAGGAGUUCCGGAGGCACAGGGCGGCCGGGCCCGCCGAGGCCCAGCGCUUCCUGCGGGAAUGGGAGAACUAUGCAGCAUUGAUACAGCAACAAAUCGAUGAGGACAAACAAAACUUGAGAGAAAAGACUGUUUAUGGACUCCAGCUCACAGAAGAAAAACUUAAUGACUUCCGUGAUGAACAGAUUGGGCAGCUGAAGGAACUGAUGGACGAGGCUACCAAACCUAAUAAAAAAAUCACCAUUUCUGAAGACUCAAAAUACAAAACCUAAAAGAUUUUGAAAAUUGUUUUAUUACAUAUGGAAGCAUUUUGAAACUUCCUUUUCCCACUGGAGUUGAAUGUGGUUUCUGUGAAAUAAUGGUCGCUGCUGAUGCCAUAACUUCUCUGGCUAUUUGGCUUUUUGUGCAAGAAUAAAUAUAAAAUGGAAUAAUCACAACACUGCUAUUUUAAUUGCAGUAUUUUUUCUCCUUUAUUGUUUUCUCCUAAUGAAAGGUGAAGACUGAAAGAUUUCGGUAAAAGUAAAGUGACAUUUUUAAAAUAUAAAGUUGUUAGUUUUGUUUUGUUUUGUUUUUUAAUUUUGGCACCUGUAGGACAAAACAUCUUCCUCUUUGUGUAUCAUCCCCUUCCUUAAUGGAAAAGAUGCAGUUAUCAUUUAUUUUCUGGCUUGGAUUCAGCAGACAAAGGUAUGGUACUAGAGUCAGUUUGUUUUGAUGGAAAGAAAUGAGCAGUAUUAGGAAAACAUACUGCUGGGGAAAUUGGUUUUCUUCUUGAGCUUUAUUGUGAAAUGUGCUUAAAAGUAAAAGAUGUAGCUCACUAUUAAAUUAAUCUUGAAGGAAUCACUGUCUUAGGAAGAAAAUUCUGCAUUUUUUUCAAAGGUAGACUCAGAUCUUUGUUAAUACCUAAAAUUUUUAAAAGCCUUUUAUGAGUGGGUUGUGCUGUAGUUAGAAUUUAAAGGUUUUCUAAAAACUCGGUAUCCUAUAUUAUCCAGUAUUUGGUAUAGACCGGAAUUUGUAAAUACCUUCAGUUUCAAUCACAGAAAUUAUCCUGUUGAUAAUACUGCAUGACAAACAUUACUGUUUUAUUUCUAAUAGGUUAAGUCUUCAGUAGGACAAUGCUUAUCUAUUGUAACAUAUACUGUUGGGACUAAAGAAAGAUUUUUAUCUGUUAAGAAAAAACACAUCCUUUUCUCUGCAAAAGACAGCUUUCAUUUCUUCUUCCAAACCUAGUUUUAUAUUAUUAGUUUUGUUCUAUUUCUGAACCUUUCCCUGUCUGUUACCCACAGCGUUUUCAGGACAACAUAAUUUCUUUGCUCUUGAGGGAUAACAGCUUUGACAAGUAACCACAUUUCCAUCUGUCUCGGUUUGUAACAACAUGCUGUUCGCCAAAGCUGUGCCCCUGGAUCCUAAUGGGGUGGAGGAGCAAUCUGGGGAACAGCCUUUUUCUUUCUCCCUUAUCUCUCUUCCCAAUUCUUUGAUGGGAUUGUAGGUUGCAGGUUGCUCAUUUCUAUUAAAAGUUCAAUUGCAAGACUCCUGUGUGAGAAACACUUAUGCUUGCUUUCCUGCAUCUUCCUCUGGUACCCCUAGCCUUUGUUGCUUGUGCUGCAGGAACAUCCCUUAGCCUCAAGCACCUAAUCCAAGUAGGACUGAAGGGCAGAGAUGACACCCAGACUGCAAGGCUGAGGUUCACGAGUCCUGAUUUUUGGUGCUUCAGGGGCACGGUUGGAGAGAAUGGCAGCUCCCUUCUGGCCUGCUCUGUACCUAGGUCCUGCCACAGCAUCCAAGUGGGAAGCAGAUGGGACAUGCACGCAGGAAGCUUGAAGCAGUAUCAGUCUCUGAUACUCCCAUUUACACAUUGCUUAAGCUUUUUUCUUUUUAAAGUUCAAAGUCUGUGCAAGUCUAAUCCAACUCCGGAGUUGAGGACAUAAGGAUGUAUUCUGUUGCACUUCCAUCAGAUGUACAGUAAUCAGUAAUUGCAUCACUAAAUCUAUUCAGUUUUCAUACCAAAAAUGAUGUUUAGGUGUUGACAACAGAGUUUGUUUCCCUCCUUGACUGCUAGUACACAUGUGCCCGCUUUCCAGUCAAUAACCAAGUUGCUUCAAAUUUACUUCAAAUGCUGCAAUUUAAAGCACAGUUGCUUUUAUCAACACAUUUGAUGAAACUUGUUAGUUCAAUGAAACUAGAGUACUUGUUUUGCAUCUGUCUACUCAUGUAUGCACCUAGAUAAUGCACAUUUUUAGAGCCUAAAUUAAUAACGGAAAAUUGCUAUUUGGUAUGAAAAACUUAAGCAUAUAAUGAGAUUUAAAGGGAGUUGGAGGUGAGGGUAGACAUCUUAACAUCCGUAGUCCCUUUUCUAGUAAAUCCAACAGCUUUUUUCUUUCAUUCCCCCUGGUGGCUUGUAUUUUGUACAGUUUUUGUGCCUUGUUUAAAACAAGUCUUACAAAAGCCAAAAUUUCAUAAUAGGAAUGAAACAUCUUUAAAGGUUGUUGGUUUUAAGACAGCCAGUGCUAGUAGUAAGGCAUGCUCUGAUCUGAGUAGGGCUUAUGCAAGUGGUGGGCACAAAUGGCCCCAAAGAAGCUUCGUGAUGCCAACACUGCUGUGCUUAGUGAAAUUCUUUAAUUUACAAGAGUGGUUAAUGACAAGUUAAAGAAGAUGAAGAAGACAAUGGGCUUCUCAUCUUGGCCACAGAAAGACAAAAUGACACAGAUUCUUCUGUUUCUUUACUUGUGAGUUAUAGGAUACUUUCUGUGGAGAAUUUUACCCUGGGAUUGAAGGACAAUGAGCGGAGGAAAGCAUCCAUCAAAAAUACUUCAAAACUACAAGCAGCAUGCUAUUUCAAAUGGCAAAAGAGUUGUUUAGAAAAAAAAAGAUGCUACUCACCUUAAAAUGAAAAAUGACUCUGAUCACUUCAGAAAUGAGUAUAGAGUUUUGUACUCUCUGUGUGUUGGAUGGAUUGCUGUUAUACAACUCACCACUAAGAAGCUCCUACCACCCUAAAAAGCCUUCUCUCCAUUCAGUUUAUCCAUUAAGAAAGAUUCUUUAUAUUUUGUUGAUCUUAAAUCCAUUUGGCUCUUAUAGAACUAAAAGAGAGUGAUAAAAUUCACUGCUUGAUUUGACUGAACCUUAUCUGUGGUAACAUUUUAUAUAAUCGCCUGGCAACUGGUAGGAGUUGGAGGGUGCAGAAGUUUUAGGUAGCUGGGAAAGGCACGAACUGAAGUCUUAGCAAUAUGUAAAGAAAUUUUCAGAAAUUUCUGUCUUAUUAAAAAUUACAUGAUAUGCAAAUACAAAAAAAACCCCCUAAAAAUGUCAUUCUUCCAGUGUUUUAUUACGCUUUUUUAAACUGUCCAUCCAGGAAGAGCUAUUGGGACAUACUUCUUCCUUAAAAAUAAAUUAAUAAUGUAACAUAUUGAAAGUAGGAUUUAUGAAGAAAUUUCUCAGCUAUUUGGAGUUUAAUCUUUUUGAUUUAUUAGCGGACAUUCUAUUUCUUCUUCUUGGAUACGUAUUUAUGAGAUGCUGGCUAUUCACUGAGUCAGUGGCCAAAUUUUAACUGGCUUUUAGGUAAAAAUAUUGAACAAUUAAUGAAGGAAACAUGCCUUUCCCUGCAUGUUAUAACUUAUUUUAAUUUUUACUUUUUAUAGCUGAACUAAUAUAAGAGGGAAGGUUGAAUUUCUCAGCAGACUGAUUUACUCAAGUGCAACCACGGAGGAUCGAUGUACCUUUGAUGUAGGGUGAAAACUGAAUCACUUUAAAAAACAGCUCACAUUCUAGGGCAGAAGAUGUCUCUAAUGCUGUCCUGCUUAACUGUUGAUUUUCACACCUCUUGGAAAGGGUUUCAAGGUAAAUGCUUCCUGCUGGAGGGUAUAGAUGCACCAGCAGAGGUUUUGCAGGGCUUGUUUGGUGAACAAAACUGCCUGAACCACCUCCUGCUGCACCAUGUCCUGGUGUGGGACCAGGCUUGGUGUGCCAGUAUUUGAGAGCCUUACACUGAGCAAUGGUGGUGCAGAGAGGUCUUCCCCACUGAACUGCAUCAGGAAGCUUGCUGCAAAGAUUGGCACAAAUCAAGUGGUUGGUGUUAGAAGUGAUAACAUUUGCAGCUGUAAAUGGUCUGCUCUUGUUCACGGAGGUUACGUAUCUGAUGCAAAACCACUGGCUUUGGUAGGAACAUUUUCAGCAGUUUCAGUGUCCACAGCUCUGCUCUGGGAACAGUCUUGACAGUGCUGAGUCCUUCCAGCUUUUCCAGUGGUUUCUGUCUACCAAUUACAGCACACGAAGAUGACAGAAUUUAAUUUUGUUUGGAUGCAGCCAUUACAUAAGCAUAAUACAAAGUAUUCUUUGUUCAUUGAAAUUGAGAGUGAUAAGUCAGUGUGUAAAUUCAGUGUAUAAAUGACUAAGAACGGAAUGGUUUUGCCACUUGUAGCAGUGUGUUAUGAGUAAAUGUCAGGUGUUUCAACUAGCUUAUUUACAUGGUGUAUGAUCCUGCCCAACCGAUAUGUGUGUCUGGGGAGUUCAGUGUUUAAUCUGCUCUCUAACAAUUUCAAAGCUAGAACUUGAUACUAUAUAACAAGUAUCUUCAUUUAAUAAAAUGACCUUUAGUUACCGAA